GUACCAGCGUUCCCAAAGUAUACAGCCAAACUGACUUCACACACAGCACAGGCGUGCAAUAAAGAGGCAUGCGUGAUUAAAGAGCAAUAAAACGGGCAAAUUAAAAAAAUCCAUGCUGGCAGGAUGUCGUCAGGCUGCUGCCCCAGCUCUGUGUGUCUGUGUGAGGAGUCAGUGAUAAGAUCCGGAGCAGUGCCGGAGGAGGAAACCAGCGACGACGAGGCGCCGACCAACAUGGAUAUCGCGCUUUUAAAAGAGCAGUAUAACUCAAUCAGAGAGAAACAGAAGCGGGAGACACGGGUGGUUUGCUUUAGAAAAGCUGCAUCAAACAAUGAGGAGAUCUCCGGCAAGGCUCUGGUCAAUGUGGUUCCCAUGCGACAGGCCAGGCGCUCUCUAAUGAGGCAGGCCUCUCUCCAGGACACUCACUUUGAUUUUGUCAGAGAUCAUGAAAGCUCCCCCUGGCGCACUCACCUGGGAAUGUACCGGAGGACCUGUGCAGCGGUUGAUCCCAAUCAACAUAAACACACCAAGGUCAAGACCAGCACCGGAGACUCAAUAUCAUCGACGUCUGUAGGCAAUGGGGAACACAGUGUCGAAAUCACAGAUUCAAGCGGCCAUUUAUCUGAGGAAUGUGAAGGGGUUGAUGAUGACAAAUGUCAAAAAGACUACAGCUCUGAGGAAACCAGGAAGUUUUCUGCACCUGAAAUUCUAACCAGGCGGCUAAGCAGCAGCAGCAGCUGCCGGUCCAAUCACUCCACGACAAGUGCAUACCAUUACCCCUUCCCUCAACUCAAAAGUCCCAGGAAGUCUGAGGCUGCACGCAGACUCGGACUUUACUCUUCAUUCUAAUGAGACUCUACAAACUGCUACAAAAAAAGAGCGAUGUGCAAUACAUUUUUUUAAACCUAAAUCUUGAUCACACAGAUUGUAACGUUGUAUGUUAGUACACCAGGGGCUAGAUACAUGAAAAACUCCACAAAGAAAAAAAAAGAAGAAUCUUAAAAUAAGCACUUAUGAAGUAUCAAAUAUAUUAAAUAUUUCGUAUCAUGCCACAAUUUCUUGCUUUUUUUUUUAAAGGAAACAGCUUUAGUGUAAUAUGGAAAAAUGGGCCUCCUUCACCAGUAUCAUCAAUAUCAAGUUGUUGAUAAAAUCUAAACAAAAGGAAUAUCAGAUUCAUCAUGCUUCAUUCAUGCUCUUAUAAUGAUUGAUUCUUGUAAAUGGAACAAAUCUCACAUUUGAAAACGUAGGUGAAUGUUAGAAUCUUCACAAAAACUCUGAAAUGGGUUUUGGGAAGAAAUUUAUUAAAAGAAACUGUUGGUCAUGUAGGUCAACUUAUUUUAAACCCCUGGUCCAUACAGUUAAAAAAAAAAAAGCAAAAUAUGUUAUUUUGAAAUUGUCACAGAAACUAAUGCAUUUAUCUCUUCAUUACCUGUACAGACUGGCUGAAGCAAUUUGGCCUAUAUUUACACAAAAUCACAAGGAGUGAUUGACACAUUAAAGGACAGCUAAUAAAAACAGAACAUUGACAAAAACAACUAGUUUAGUAAUUCAUUGAAAAAUUAUGUUGAAAUAAAGCCCAGACUUUCUUGAAUCUCGUAAAAAGCAUUUUAAUGCACCUUAGGAACAUUAAUUGAUUUCUUAUGUAAACUACAUGUAAUUUACAGAUAUCUAUAUAUUGUUUCAUAUUGUUUUAUAUCUUAAUCUCAGUGUGAUCGUUAAUGAGCGAUUAGAAGCAAUUCAGUUUCUCGAUUUCUGUAUUGUAAAAGUUCUAGGUUUUCUAGGUUCAUUAGAUGUUACAUCUAUAUCUUAUAAAGGCUUACAUUUCAACUUACAGUCAAGGACAAGGCUGCAAUAUCUUACAGCAAAAAUAAAAGAAUGUAGCAUUUUAGGCAAAUACUUACAAUUGACAAGACAGAAUUAAUAGAUUUCUUUAAAAUAUUUUUUAAAGAACAGGAAUUUGUAUAAACUUUUUGAUUGGGGAAAAAAUCGCAUGUAAGAACAUUUCCUUUUUGAGCACAUGAAUCCAGCCCCUGAACUGCAUUUGAAGUCUACGUAUUGCCCUGCAGUGUAGUUGUGUUUUAGAAGUAACAGCAUUGUCAUUCUGUGUACAUCAAGUGCUUAAAAAACAUCUGCCUCAGAAUUUGCUAAUUACUAGGCUUAGUAAAGUUUAAUAAUCACAGAAUAGUGCAGUCAGUAUGAUCAGGGUGUUUCUAGUCUUUGAUAGUUUUCAGUAAUACUGUUCAGUAAGUUGUUGUCUGACAACAGAUGUCAUAUUUCUGUUUGUACUGUAUGUUUUAAAAAAGAUCUUCACACAAGCUUA
Astyanax mexicanus (Mexican tetra) is the source of this 2317-nucleotide messenger RNA. RefSeq lists its product as uncharacterized. The coding region runs from base 124 to 846 and encodes 240 amino acids. The transcript has 2 exons. The record is from RefSeq and is a predicted model, not a curated record. NCBI's taxonomy places the organism in Eukaryota, Metazoa, Chordata, Actinopteri, Characiformes, Acestrorhamphidae.